AUGAGCGCCGCACCGAUUCAUCGCGAGCCGGUCGGAUGUCUUGACAGUAAAACUGUUGGAAUUUGUCUUCUUUUAAUCGUCAAUGUGCUAUGGGUGUUGUCUUCCGAGUUGACGAGGUUUAUCUUCGUCGACGAGGAGUUCCGAAGGCCGUUCUUCACAGUCUAUGUCAAAUCAUGUACAUUAAUAGUAUAUAUGAUUCGUUAUUUGCUUUUUGAGGCGAAAAACGACAAUUCGUAUAAAAUUCUAAUCAGUGAGAAUAGUGUUGAGACUGAUUACGAGCUGACUUGUGAAUCAUUGGCAAUGGAGGGAUAUGAAUCGGUGACUGACGUGGAUUCAGAUGUUGAAUCCAUUAUUGUGGAUGGGGAGAAGAGGCAGAGAAAAAUACGAUUUGCAGGAAGGCGGGAAAUCCGCCGAAUGCCUGCAUCCAAUGCCGAAGAUCAACGACGCGCUCGUUUGCCAUACAGUCAACCGUCGAUCGAUUGUCAGUUAUACCUCUCCAGACACGUCAAGUACACUCUCUUCUUUUUUGCUCCAUUGUGGUUGGUGUGCUCGUUCACCUAUCAAGCGGCUCUCGCGUUCACGUCGGUCUCCAGUCUCAACUUGAUCUCCAGCUCAUCCUCCGUAUUCGUUUUAGCGUUUGCCAUUUGUUUUCCCAGUGCUAACAACAAAUUUUCAGCCUAUAAGGCCCUCCUGGUCUUAAUCAAUGUUGCUGGAGUGCUCGUCGUCUCUCACUACAUCCCAUCGUUGUCUGGAGCCUUCUUUGCUCUAGUCUCAGCACUUUCCUACGCUGUCUACCUCUUCACUUAUGGACAUUUUGAGGAAAAAUACGGGCGGGUCGAUAUCAAUUUAAUGUUUGGGACGAUAGGAGUGAUAGCGUUGGUGGUUGGAACACCCGCAUUGAAUUUAUUGGAUACAUUUGGGGUGGAAGAACUGCAUCCGCUACCCAAUAUGACCCAAUUUUCGUCAAUAUUGUUUUCAGCACUUAUUGGCACUAUAGUAGCUGAUUACCUUUGGCUCCUUGCUGUUGGCCUUUGUGACUCUCUUACUGCCUCCCUCUCAAUGACCAUCAGUAUACCAUUAUCAUUUUUCGCGGAUACAGUGAUCCGGAGUCGAGCGCCAACACUUGCCCAACUUCUCGCAUCAAUACCAAUUCUACUAGCGUUCGUCGGCGCCGCCUAUGCCAACGAGGACCUCCCACUGUGA
Caenorhabditis briggsae is the source of this 1203-nucleotide messenger RNA. The record is from RefSeq and is a predicted model, not a curated record. Gene Ontology annotation, biological process: regulation of peptide transport. The coding region runs from base 1 to 1203 and encodes 400 amino acids. NCBI's taxonomy places the organism in Eukaryota, Metazoa, Nematoda, Chromadorea, Rhabditida, Rhabditidae. The transcript is spliced from 6 exons.